UAGGAACAGGUUUAAAGCAUUCAGGAUUAGUAUUUCCGUUUAGAAUUCUACUUCUCUCAUUGGUCAAACUUCUUGAGAGCUUCCCUCCUACAAAUCAGCAUGAAGCCAACUGCAAGUAGUGAGUAACUGUUGUAAGGUGAGGUGUCUGAGGAAUUGGACAGCGGUCAAUCAGAACUGGUUUCCUGGAAGUAAUAGCAACGUUAACAUGAAACGUUACUUUAUAUAUCGAAGCUGUCCCAACGAGAUUGGGAUGAUGGCUGAUAAACAGAAGAAGAGCAAAAAGAAGUUGCAAGCUACAUCCAGCUUGGAAAACUAUUCCAUAAUGCCUGAGAACCAGCAAAGAGAUAAAAUACUGCCUUUAAGGUUACAAUCCAUUGACAUACCUGACGUAAAAAUUGAAGAAGAGUCGUACCUUGGAAGAAGACGAUCCUCCUCUGCUUCUAUUAUCAAGUCCAAUGCCACAUUCCACAAACAGUUUAAAGACCUUCCUGAAACUGAGAAUGUGAUUGACAGUUUCAAAUGUGCCUUGCAUAAGGAAGUCCCAUACCAUGGCAAGAUGUAUGUUACAGACAAUUUUAUCUGUUUCUACAGCAGCAUUUUAAAGGAAACCAAGCUUGUUGUUCCGGUCACUGAUGUGGUUGUGUUGAAGAAGCAGAACAUAGCCCUCCUUGUCCCCAAUGCCCUUUGUAUCAAGACAUCGGAAGGAGAGAAGCAUUUGUUUGCAUCACUAAGAUCAAGAGACUUUACUUUUAAAGUUCUGAAAACAGUUUGUUCCCAUCUGGAGAAUACAAGUUCCACCAAUAGCCCUCAGAUUUCAACACCUGAAAAUAGCUAUGAUGCUGAGUCUAAAAUAUUACAGGAACUGAAUCAAUCUAGUUUUGAAGAGAAAAGCCAAGAGCUGGACACAGUUGACUGCAUUCCAGAUUCAUCACAAUCAACGUCCAGCACAGAUUCUGCUGACGUAUCCAGAAACAAGGCUCUUUGUAAUGAGAAGAAAGGUCAACCUAUUGAAGAAACCUUGUACAGCAAUGGCAACUCCUGGUUUACGAAAGUUAUAAAGAAAGUGAAAUCAUUUGCUGCAUUUCAUGAAUCGACAACAUUUAACACACUCAUCAUCAUCUAUGUCCUGCUAGUACUGCUGUUGCUGAUUUCAUCAGGGUACAUUGGCUUAAGAAUUGUGGCCCUUGAGGAGCAACUGAUGUCCAUGGGAGCCUGGCCAGAGUUUCAUACGCAAAGCGAGUACAAAAGCACAUGAAGUUGGACCAAACCUCAAAGACAAGGAUUUGUACCCUUUUCCUUCAGCUGGAUGUCCAGUGGGCAUUGUGAAUGGCUUUUUUUGACUGGAAAAAUACCUCUAAAUCUGGAACACUCUUUAGUCUGCAAAACACUAAAUAUUUAAGUGGUGCUCUACUUAUUGUAUAGAGACAUUUAUUGUGAAUGGCCUAUUAUUUUGAGGCAAGUGGCACUUGAUGGUUCAAGGAAAAUAAGUGAGUUUCAAAUCGGUUUGAAAGGAUUUGAGCAUGAAAACAUGACUGAGGCUACAUGACCAAUUUCUGAUGAGCACCAGCAAACAAUGUCAUGGGGAACCUUGAACUUUUUUUUUGAGGAGGAGGAUCUUGAAAAUUUCACAUUAUGAAAAAUGUUUACAUGGACAAUGGAACAAUAACAAUGCAAAAUAAUGCUGUUGAGGAUUUGGUCUCAAUGCCAUAGGAGAUAGAAAUUAAGCAGUAGAUUUGAAUUUAAAUAAGUUUGCCCAAGUUGAUUGUGAAGAUGAAAAUAAAUGACUGCAGAAUAGUCUUGAUUAAUUGUUUGCAGCAAUGGGAAUUGCAACAGGUUUAUUCCAUUCUGCAGGGAUUGAAUUUUGACUGUCGUAUGCAAUACUCAACCUGAAACUAGAACGAAGGAAACAUUUUUUUAAAAUCCUGUGAUAAAUGGAAGUAAAUAUAUGCAACUAAAAUGCAAAACAAGAAACUAACUUCUCCCUGACAUUCACUACACAUCAAGUUUAUAUGCAUUAUAUGAAUUUGUUAAAUUGAUCACACUCUGGAAACAUUAAAAAUUUUAAAACCUAGCUUUUUUUAAAUUUAAAAUUGUCUAAAAGCCCUCAAAACUUGUUCUGACCUUUUCAUUAAAAGUUAAUGGCUGAUAUUUAAAAUGAACCUCUCCCUACUCAACUCCUGUAAUCUUUGAGUUUAAUAGAUUUUUUAAAAACUUAAUCUUGAAUAUACUCAUGCACAGUUCUCUGGCCUAACGAAUUCUAAAUACUUACGAAUUAGUGAAGAAAUUCCAGCUCAUCUUGGUCUCCUUGAGUGUAUUCUAUUAUGACAUACCAUCUAUAUUGCAUUAUAUUUACAUAACAUACUCCUAUUUGAGCAGGACCUGGAAUUUAGAAAUAUAGUCUAAGCAAAGGUAUAAAUCAUCUGGAACUAUGGAUCAGGUUUAAUCUAAAGCCAGGGGAAAGGUCAGUUAACAUCUUUAAAAUGACUUGUGUUCUGCUGACAACUUUCACAAUUUGUAGGCUGACAUACAGAACACUUGAUACAAAUUUACUGUAUUUCAAGUUUCACUGUUAGCAGGAAAUGGAAUCAUACUUGAGAUGGUGCUAAGAAAGUAAAAGAGUGAUUAGAAUGAAGUUAGAAACUAAGUCACACAACUAUAAUAUAUGAAAUGUUGACAUGUCAUUUGCUCUUUUUAUAUCCUCCCAUGGACAAAUGAAGCAGGAAAAAUAUAAUACUAAAGAUGAGUUUGCAGUAGGCCUCAGCAUAAACUUCAAUGAAAAAAUACUACACAAACUAAUGUGGUCUAGUCAUCAUGUUUACAAGUAUGAACUGUGUUAAAAGUUAUAUAUUUAUAGGACAUUUCCUAUAAACAUAAUCACAAUACCUAAUCUCAGAGUUUGCAGAAGGUCCAUAUUGUCUCAAUAUAUUAUUCAUAAUUUUUCCUUCAGUCCUAAACUUCACCACAAUGAAUAAAUCCUGAUUUUAACCAUGUAUAUCCCAGUGCUUUAAAAAAAGAAAGAUUAAAGAGGUCAAGUCUAAAGAACACGGUGCAAAUAAGUUCCAUGUUCAGGAGUAAGGAGCACAAUAUCCCACACUCAGCACCAAGAUGGUUGUACAAGGCAUGCAGUUUUGUGCGAGUGAAGGUACAUCUAUUUCCCUAGGUCAUUGCCUUUAACUCUCUUACUCCAAACAAUAAGCCUAUUUUAUCCAGCCAUUCCAAUUAUAUCAGCUGCUUCUGGUCCUCAAUGCCCAGAGUGACAAACAGUUUAAAAAUGGAACGACUCUAUCAAAUUUAAUUCAUUUGAUUGAGCUUUUAACACAAUGUCAUCCAAACCUAGUAUGCUACAAAAUUAUAAUAAAACAUCCUGUGAGAUGUUGUGGGUCAUUUGCCUUUGGACGGUGUGGAAUGCUGGGCCAGCUAGUGGUGGCAAGUGUGCUUGAAGGGUGGUGAGAAAGCCUCUUCCCUCUGGUCGCAAAGCAAAGCUGGAGAAGCACGCACUUCAGAAUCUGACAGCUAACAGUGCCUGUGGAAAACAAAGCUUCCCAGUACAAAUAUUGUUUCUGUUCUAUUUAUGUUUUAUGCUGAUUUCACAGUAUUUCCAUAUGUUAAUGCAAUCAUUAAUAACAGGGCUUUGAUUUAAGAAUUUUCUAUUAUAAGUUUAUAAAAGAAAUGUAAUGAUUCUAUUGAACCUGCACUAAUUUAUGUUCCAUUUCUGUGAAAUGAUAUUUUGUAGUCUAAACUAUCAGCAAUAAAAAUAAUAGUGUACUA
Pristis pectinata (smalltooth sawfish) is the source of this 3768-nucleotide messenger RNA. RefSeq names its product GRAM domain-containing protein 2B. The record is from RefSeq and is a predicted model, not a curated record. The coding region runs from base 206 to 1255 and encodes 349 amino acids. The transcript is spliced from 13 exons. NCBI's taxonomy places the organism in Eukaryota, Metazoa, Chordata, Chondrichthyes, Rhinopristiformes, Pristidae.